UGUACGUCUGUCACUUUGACGUUUAAAUAACUCAUUAUUUUUUUAAAGUUUAUUAUUUUUCCAAUUGUUUUUAUUUUAAAUCUUAGAAAAAAAAUUAAAAACAAACCAAAAAACAAAUAAAGUGUUAAAAACUCAAUCAAGUAUCUCAUUUAGGUUUUUUAACUUAUAUAAAUAAAUAAAUCGUGAAAACGUCACAAUGUUAUCAGAUUUUGCAAAAGAAAAGGUGUUUUGGACUAGAAAGAUGAACUUAAAAUUAGUUAAAUUCAUAGAAAGUAAACCGAACAUUUGGAAUCCUAAACACCCUAAAUACACAUCAGUAAAAAGCAGAGACCAAACAUACGCAGAGUUUGCGCGUAAAUACGGCAAUGAAUUUACCGGUCAAGCAGUAAAAGACCGAUGGACAAAUAUAAGAUCUACCUAUGCGAAUUACUUACGAAAAUUGAAUGCUAGUCGUGCAAAAGGCGAUGGUGAAGAAUACACAGUCAAUUGGCACCUAUGGGAAGCAUGUCAAUUUCUAACAAAGGUUAACAAAAGAUUGAAAAAUGAUUCAGCAGCUAUGGAACUAAAUUCUGAAGAAAUUGAAGAACAAGAAGUAAGCAACAUUAAUGAUAUUCCAGUAGAACAAAAAGAAGACUGGAGUAGUGAUGACUAUCAGGAUAUCAGUAACAACCAAAAUAUAAAAUGUAAAAGCAUAAUAGAUAAUUUAAUAAAAGUAUUCAAAGGUGUACAAAAUGAUGCAUUUGGAUUGGAUAAUACAAAACAUGGCCAUGUAGGGCGUAUAGUAACUAAGAAAUUAUCCGAGAUGAACUCAUAUGAUGCAGCCAUGGUGUCACAGAAAAUAAUGGAUAUAUUACUACUAUAUAAUGAAAAUAAUCCUCAAAAUCCUAAUAACAUAACAUAAUUUUUAUUAGAAUGCUACUAAAUACUUCUUAAUAUAAAUUUAUAUUAUUUA
Messenger RNA from Galleria mellonella (greater wax moth), 952 nucleotides. RefSeq lists its product as uncharacterized. Gene Ontology annotation, biological process: regulation of transcription by RNA polymerase II. NCBI's taxonomy places the organism in Eukaryota, Metazoa, Arthropoda, Insecta, Lepidoptera, Pyralidae. The record is from RefSeq and is a predicted model, not a curated record. Gene Ontology annotation, cellular component: transcription regulator complex; nucleus. The coding region runs from base 197 to 901 and encodes 234 amino acids. The transcript has 3 exons.